Molecule: messenger RNA, 1962 nt
Organism: Larimichthys crocea (large yellow croaker)
Lineage: Eukaryota; Metazoa; Chordata; Actinopteri; Sciaenidae
Gene: dnajb4
Product: DnaJ heat shock protein family (Hsp40) member B4
Exons: 3
Coding region: 338-1360 (340 amino acids)
Biological process (GO): negative regulation of transcription by RNA polymerase II
Cellular component (GO): cytosol
Molecular function (GO): protein-folding chaperone binding
Source: RefSeq, a predicted model, not a curated record
CAGAUUUGCUUCUUGGGUUAAACUUGACGUUGGCGCUGUGGAUGCAGGAGAGGGAGCUGUGUCUAUUUAAAGAGGGUCAUCCAAGUCGCGGAUAAAUAGCAGAAGGUCCACGGCGUUGACUAACCCUCCUCUAAAUGGUUUUCAUCCCGCACUGUGUAUCCGUCUGCGGCUUGUUGAGGUUUAUUAGUCCAGACUGAGGCCGAUCCACUGCUGUGACAACCAUCCGUCGACCAAGACCCAGAUCCAGAUCCAGUCUGAUCUCAGCUCUCCUCCUCCUCCCUAUUUUUUUUUCUUAUUAUUAUUUGAUCAUUCCCUGCCGCGGAUACCUGAAAGAAAGAUGGGUAAAGAUUACUAUAAAACAUUGGGCAUCUCUAAAGGAGCCACAGAUGAGGAUAUUAAGAAAGCUUACAAAAAACAAGCGCUGAAAUGGCACCCGGACAAAAACAAGUCUGCAGCCGCCGAGGAGAAAUUUAAGGAAAUCGCCGAGGCAUAUGAAGUCCUCAGUGAUCCGAAGAAAAGAGAAGUUUAUGAUCAGUACGGAGAGGAAGGUCUCAAGGGAGGAAAUGGACCUUCUGGUGAUGGACAGGGCAGCACCUUCACCUACACCUUCCAUGGGGACCCUCAUGCCACAUUUGCCACUUUCUUUGGGGGUUCAAACCCUUUUGAUAUGUUCUUUGGUCGUAAAGCCAACGGCCGAGAUGACGAGGACAUGGAAGUGGACGGAAAUGAUCCCUUUGGCUCCUUCACCAGCUUCAAUCUAAACGGAUUCCCCCGGGACGGCCAUGUCGGCCCCGGAGGACAGCAGCGUCGGAAGCAGGACCCAGCCAUCAUCCACGAACUGAGGGUUUCCCUGGAGGAGGUCUUCCACGGCUGCACCAAGAGGAUGAAAAUCUCUCGCAAAAGGCUAAAUCCAGAUGGCAGGACCAUGCGCACUGAGGAUAAGAUCCUCACUAUCGAGAUCAAGCGGGGCUGGAAAGAGGGAACCAAGAUCACGUUCCCGCGGGAGGGAGACGAGUCACACAAUACCAUUCCUGCUGACAUUGUUUUCGUCAUCAAGGACAAGCCACAUCCUCACUUUAGGCGGGAAGGCUCAAACAUUGUCUAUCCUGUGCGCGUGAGCUUACGACAGUCGUUGUGCGGAUGCUCAGUUACCGUGUCGACGAUAGAUGGGAAGACGUGCAACAUGAAGAUCACCGAUGUCAUCAAACCUGGCAUGAGAAAGACUGUCGCCGGACAAGGUCUCCCCUUCCCCAAAAACCCAGAGCAGAGAGGGGAUCUGGUGGUGGAGUUUGAUGUUAAUUUUCCAGAGACAUUGCCUGGCAACGCCAAGGACGUCCUGAAAAGGCAUUUACCUACCUAGGAUGAAGGGAAAGGGCAGAUAACUGCAUGACAGUGCUCGUCCUCAUUACCAAACACGCUCGCACAAACACACACACAGACAUACAAGGACAGAUCUGACAGCUCACAGAUGGACCUCCUACUGACGAAUGUGCAAUUUCUAUUUUUGAGCUAUGUGGUGUUUUUUUAUAAAUACCAUGCAUGCUGCCAAGUUGAUAUAAGUGCAAGUGAAAGACUGUCUGGGUUGUUAAUAUCUGAAAGUUACACAUUUUAUGUAUGUGGAUCUUUGCCACAACAUUACUUUACCUUUUUGUUUGAUGGAAAUAUUUGGUAGUGAAUAAGUCUACAGUUGCCAAAAAUCCCAGCGACCCUGGGAAACAUUUCAGUGCCAAACGUUUCAUUUUCUUGCUCUCAGUUAGAUUUGACAGGCUUCAUUACUGACUGACUGUUUAACUGUUUAUUUUUGUCAUGAAGAGAUAGAAACCGCAAUUCGGAGGCUGUCUUAAACUUUGUGUACAGGUCAUAGAGAAGAAACUGGUUGAAUGAAUCGUCAUGUGUGCAUUUUAGAAAACUGACAUGUGAAGAUAUUGAACUUGAAUUUUAAAAUAAAUAUUUCCACAAGAA